CCGCCUCUUCGAUAAAUGUGAGAUGAGCGAAGCCGUUCAAGAAGAAACAACAAGAAACGACAAAAAGAAACAAGAAGAAGAAACGUGAAGAGGAAACAACAAGAAGAAACGUGAAGAAGAAGAAGCAGGAACAAGAAGAAGCAAAAGUGUUUUUGUGAACAUGAACGUAUCCCUGCUUCUCCUGGUCCUCAUUUGGACCGUUUGUGCGGCCCGGUCUCCUUACCAGGCGGUGCUACAGCACAGCCGGAUCCGAGGACGCCAACAAGGGCCGAAUGUGUGCGCCAUGCAGCAGCUGAAAGGCACCAACAAGAAAUACUUCACCAACUGCAAGCAGUGGUACCAUCGCAAGAUCUGCAACAAGCCCACUGUGAUCACCUAUGAAUGUUGUCCAGGUUAUGAGAAGAUACCUGGAGAGAAGGGCUGCCCUGCAGCGCUGCCUCUGGUAAACAUCUACAACACGCUGGGGGCAGUGGGCGCCUCCACCACUCAGAUGUACUCCGAGCGAGCCAAACUGAAGGAGGAGAUCGAAGGUCCUGGAAGUUUCACCUUCUUUGCUCCGAGCAACGAGGCCUGGGCCGCCCUCCCCACGGAGAUCUUGGACGCUCUGGUGAGCAACGUCAACAUUGAACUCCUCAACGCUCUCCACUAUCACAUGAUCAACCGCAGGCUGACCUCAGAGGAGCUCAAACAUGGCUCCUCCUUCACCUCCAUGUACCAAGACUUCCAUGUGCACGUGCACCACUACUCCAACGGGAUUGUGACGGUGAACUGCGCUCGACUGAUCAAACCCGAUCAACAUGCCACCAACGGCAUCGUGCACGUGGUCGACCGCGUCAUCACGGCCAUUUCCAACAACGUGCAUAUGCUCAUUGACGUUGACGACGACCUGGAGACGUUGCGUACGGCUAUCGCUGCUGCCGGUCUGACCAAUAUUUUGGAGAACGAGGGACAGUACACCAUCUUUGCUCCCACCAACGAGGCCUUUGAGAAGAUUCCACCAGAGACUUUGAACAGGAUCCUGGGAGAUCCUGUGUCUCUUCGAGACCUGCUCAACUACCACAUCCUGAAGAACAUGCGCUGUGCAGAGUCAAUCGUGUCGGGGACGCCGAUGGAGACGCUGCAGGGCACAGUUCUGGAAGUCGGAUGUGACGGAGAUGAGAUGACCCUCAACGGAAAGGCCAUCAUCACCAAGAAGGACCAGCUGGGUACCAACGGGGUCAUCCACUACAUCAACGAACUGCUCAUCCCUGACUCAGCAAAAACUCUGCUGGAGCUCACCGAAAGCUCCAAUGUUGCUACGGCGACCAAAAUGUUUGUUGAGGCGGGUCUGAGCCCCCAGCUGAAGGGCGCCGAACCUUUGACCGUGCUGGCACCACUGGACGACGCCUUCAGAGGAAGUAUGAGCACGAUGGCCGACAAGAGGAAGGUGAUGACGAAUCACAUUGUUAAGGAGCAGCUGUCGUCCAAGUCGUUGUAUCACAAUCAGGAGUUGGAGACGCUGGGAGGCAUUAAACUUCGAGUGUUUGUCUACAGAAAUAACUUGUGCAUUGAGAAUGCUUGCCUCGCGGCCCACGACAAGACCGGACGCUACGGUACCAUGUUCACCGUGGACAAAGUCAUCACGCCACCCAUGGGAACGGUCAUGGAUGUCUUGAAGGCAGACGACCGCUUCAGCAUUCUGGUCGGCGCGAUCCAGACAGCCGGAAUGACGGAGCUGCUCAACCAGCCCGGAGCUUUGACCUUCUUCGCUCCCACCAACGAUGCCUUUAACGCUGUGCCACAAUCGGAAGCCAGCAGGCUGUUGCGAAACCGCCAGCAGCUGUCGUCCAUGCUCAGGUACCAUCUGGGCGAGGGGAUGUUGGUCAGUGGGGGGGUCAGCUCUCACACCAGGGUCAAACCUCUGCAGGGUGACAAGUUGGAGCUGGGCGUGAAAAACUACACAGUCUUUGUCAAUCGAGUGGCGGUGGCACACGCAGACCUGAUGGCCACCAACGGAGUCAUUCACGGUGUGGACAGCAUCAUCAAGCCGUUGGCUCCCAAGGUCGAGCGAGAACAAGCUGACGGGCCAGCGGCUGCCUCAUCCAGGCAAUCAGACUUCGGAAGCUUCAGGAAUGAUGCGCUUUUCCAGAAAGUCAUCCAAAGUCGCUCCAGCAGGACCAUGAACAGCAGUCCGUGACAUCGCCAGUGUUGGAAUUCAACCCAAAACCAGUCAAGAUGUUAAUCAGUUCAAUAUCUGAAUUCAUGCCACCGCUGCUUCACUUGAAAGUUAUUUCAUAGUUUUCUUUCAUCCUUGAAUCAUGUGCUUGGUUCUGCAUCCAACAGACCCGUUUCUUAGAAUGCAGUGUCACACUGAGCGCACUUGCCACCCCCCGCACAUCGUAAAAACAAUAAACAGUGCGUUAUAAAACCAUAAGAAAAUGAACAACAGCGGUACCCAUGGUUGAGGACCACUGCUUUAAAACCCGAAACACGCAUCCGGGUUGAGUUUCGUUCAAGCCCACAUUCAUUGCUUCAUAGCAUUGUUGCUAACUCCUCACCAACAAGCUACAGCAUGUGCUUUGCCAGCUCAUUCACUAACAACAGCAUUGUCAUUUCAAAUAAAGUUUUCCUGGUUUGUAAGUGUUGAUGAAAGGAAAACCUGAGGGUGAAAAAAAACUGUCCACCACAUUUCUUGCCCGCAGGAAAAACCUUUUGUUGUCUAUUUGUCAGUUGUUUUUGUGGACGUCAAGCUAGCCCUGACAAGUGUUUUUGUAAAAUAAAGCCGGAGUGAAAAGAUGGUGCGUGUCAUGGAAACACGAAUGUUAAUUCAGGUUCCUGCGGGAUGAUUCCAAACUUCGCCUUGUCAUCAGCCGACGUGCUGCGUUAGAAUCACUAUGUGGAUUAUGUGUUCUGUGUGUUCGCGUGGAGGUUCUGGUAGUCCACCUUCCUGUCCAAAAACAGUACAGAAAGGGUCAGAAGUUUCCAUACACCCAUCAUUAGAAUGUGUCGCAUUUAUUUCAGUCCUUUAAUGCUAUAUUUGAGCAGUCCUUUAUGGUUGGAAUGACUAGGCAGCAUAUAAAAUCUAUAUCCUCUCAUAAAUGUUUUUCAAAACAAGAUAUAAGUGCACACUAGGGUCACAAUUCUACAUACAAGUACAGUCAAACCUCGGUUUCGCUGCCCAAACAAGCACCUUAUGCAUUGCUGACCAUAUCGCCAUGAUGUACGGGAAGUACUUCUUGUCAUGCCGACCAAAUGAACCUUGAAGGUGUUCAUUUCGGAGCAGGAGCUUCUUUCUUGGUCGGCACCCUGUUAGUCCAUGGUGACGUCAAAGUGUCUUCACUGUGGACAGUCGCCACUGAUGUUCCAGAAGUUUCCAGUUCAUGGCAGGCUUGAACAUAACCUAACCAAUUUCCUUUCAUCCAAGGAUGGCAGUAUGGGUCUUCUUGCAGGCCAGGGCAAAGUGGUGGCACUCCAAAUAACGUAAUUAUGCAUGUUUCGGGCUUAAUCCUGGUUUGUGCUUCCAUGCAAGCGUUUUUUGUCGUGAGCAAGCAAUGGCAAAUAAAAACAGCAGGGGAGGCCUCCGUGGCUGAAUCGAAUCUAUUCAUUUAUUGCAAAAGUUGGUCUGAAAUUGCAGAAUGUCAAUGUCAAGCCAGCCGAAGGGUUUUGAAGGAGGGGUAGCGCCUUGAUGCAGCAGCAUAGUCUGCGCUUCAUUGGAGGGUCAAAAAUAGCCUUUUUACGGGCAUCUCCAUUACUCAUAUUUACUUGCUAUUUGUGGGUGGUAUCUACUGUCAUUCUGAUCCUGAGAAAAUUAAGAGAAAAUUAAAAAUUUUGCACCCUGUUCUUGCUUUUAAAAUUAUUAUUGUCAGUCCAUUCAGCAAAAAAUGUUGUAAUAAAUCCUUCAAGCCUUAAAAAUGAAAGUGCAAUUUCAACC
This is a messenger RNA of Dunckerocampus dactyliophorus (ringed pipefish), 3910 nucleotides long. RefSeq names its product transforming growth factor, beta-induced (gene tgfbi). Gene Ontology annotation, biological process: cell adhesion; extracellular matrix organization. Lineage: Eukaryota; Metazoa; Chordata; Actinopteri; Syngnathiformes; Syngnathidae. The record is from RefSeq and is a predicted model, not a curated record. The transcript is spliced from 17 exons. Bases 161 to 2176 code for a protein of 671 amino acids. Gene Ontology annotation, cellular component: extracellular matrix. Gene Ontology annotation, molecular function: cell adhesion molecule binding.